Messenger RNA from Saccostrea echinata, 1337 nucleotides. RefSeq lists its product as uncharacterized. NCBI's taxonomy places the organism in Eukaryota, Metazoa, Mollusca, Bivalvia, Ostreida, Ostreidae. Bases 9 to 821 code for a protein of 270 amino acids. The transcript is spliced from 4 exons. The record is from RefSeq and is a predicted model, not a curated record.
UAUUAGUGAUGGGUGUCUUUGGAAGCAAUCGACACUUAAGGAUUUGUGUCAUAAUCUGUUUCUCGAUUGUAGCAGGGACACACUCACUUCAAUGUUUAGGGAGGAAUGGGAAGUACGAGUGUUGUAACGGGUAUAUGUGGAACGAAACAUUGCAGAACUGUGACACAAGGUGCCUCCCUAGAUACUUCGGUAAUAACUGUACCAGACAUUGUAGUCCUGGUCGUUAUGGAGAGGGAUGUUCUAACCUGUGUACAGAAUGUGAUGUGUCUCAAUGCAAUGUAUCCUUUGGUUGCCCUGUAUCUACUACAGAAAUUCCUACGCCGAAAAUACGGGUACCAGAGAUGCAAGAAUUGAAUCAGAGAAGUGAGAAUGUAUCAAUGGAAUCGCUUCCAAAAUCAAAUUCCAAAAUUUCAAGAGAAAAGGCACAAGGUAUCCCAUGGCAAAUGUUGUCUGUGGCGUUCUCAAUUGCAACAUUUGCCGUAGUAUUGCUGUACAUUGCCAAAAGAGGCUGCGAAAAACCAAAAGUUGUAAUGGCAUCAAAAGAAAACUCCAAGGUUACAUGGCCGAGCAACAUUGUGGACGGAUCAAAACUUGGGUACCAAAACUACCAACCUUUGCAUAAUGAAUCUGUGUUCAAUGGAACGGCCAAUGUUACCAUCAACAUGGACACUGAGGAGGAGAACUUUACAGUUAUUUUGAAAACUGACCAAAAUGAUGGAAGGUUGACUAGACACCAUACAACAGAGCCGAAAAGGAACAUGGGGAAUUCCAUAAAUGAAAAUGGAAAAAUCUAUGAAUCGUACAUUAACAGAGAAAUUUAAUAAUUUUUUUUUAGCACGAAACUUCAGAAAAAUUGGCUUCUCUUAUCAUCUGCUAUAUACAGAGUUGGAAAAUGAAAACAAAAUUAAAAUUAUAAAAGUUUCGGCUCAAAUUCUAGCUUAUUGCAGCUAGUGGCCUAUUUUAGACUGACCCGGAUAUAAUAUGUGUUAUCAAGUGAAUAUCUAAGGGGUACAUGAAUAAAUUAUGAAAAGAUUCCCCAACAAAUAAGAAUUAUAUACAUCAAAUUACACUAAAAAAUUGAAAACUAGAAGCAAGCAUCCUGAUAAUCUUCCUAGUGGAAGACGAUAAUUUUAUUCCCAAUUUUUUUUCUGUUGUUGGGGAUUUUUCAAGAAUUAUUUAAUGACUUUGUUAGUGUGUGUUGCAGAUAUCUUUCUGGGAGUCAGUGAUUUUUUUUUCAAGCUAUUCAUUUUUAUUGAUUUGAUGUUCCCCAUGUCAUGUACAUAUUGUGUUGUUUUGUGUUCUUUUUUUAAAAAAUAUCCUUGAACAUUUAUCAUAUA